Messenger RNA from Amoebophrya sp. A120, 6394 nucleotides. NCBI's taxonomy places the organism in Eukaryota, Dinophyceae, Syndiniales, Amoebophryaceae. The record is from the annotation of a GenBank genome assembly.
CGUACAAGGAAGCUGCGUUUGUUUUGCUUUUUUGAGCGUAAAUGAGGUACUUGUAGAUGCUCUUUCCGUGUCAUAUGCUUCCAAUUUUUUUUCUUGAAACUUCCAGGUUGUAUUGGCGAGUAGAGAGGCUUUUUUUACGAGCGACUUUUUUCCCCGCCUAGAGUAAGACCUCAUCUAGCAGUAUCGGUAAAAGUUUUUUGUUGUCGACACCCCGUAGUUAGCUUCCUUAUGAAAAACAAGAAGCGCCCGCACCCUCCGUGGUGCGGGUAUAAACGCUAACGGAGGACUACGUAGUGGAAAGAUUCUUUUGUUGAGAGUUUUUUUUUCGCCGCAGAACAAACCACGUUUUAAUAUUUUUGCUUCUCUCCUAGCACAGCAUCAAUUUCUUCGCCGUGUAACCAACCGUAGGGUCAGCGAAGAGUGAAGAGAAGAAGUUCUACCUCAGACAUUCUUCUGGAAAGAUAAAAAGCGAAACUAGUAGUACAACUACCUCUUUACCGCACACUAGAAAAACCAACAAAAAACCACCCAAAAAUGAACCGCAAGAACCGCACGCUCGACACCCUCCUCGACCCCCGCGAGGAGGUCGUCCUCAUCGGUUUGCUCAAGGCCGCGUCGGAUGCCGAGUAUGAGAUCGAGGAGGUCCGGCAGCAACUGUGCGCCAACGCCAGCUUCGACCCGUACGCGUGUUUCCGCAUAUGAACUGCAAAAGUAUCGCACUCGUAUAAAUGCAUCACAAAUUCCCUCAGCAUGAGAAAUGCGAUAAAUGCAUCACAAAUUCCCUCAGCAUGAGAAAUAAAAUUUGUAAUGCGGAUUUACAUGGAGAAAAAAAUUUGUAAUGCAUGACUGCAAUACGAGUAGGAUACUUUUGCAGUUCAUACCGCAUGCUGAACAACAACACGAAACUGCUGUCCUCGUUCGACAUCGCGAAGUGGCUGAACCUAUCAAAUGCAAAAAUGUCUGGGUCUGGAAGAAUGCAACUUGUGAUGCUGGAUUUGGAUUCUAAAAAAAUUUGUAUUGCAUGAGUAGCAAAGGGAGUGUAAUUCUUGCUACGCGGAUAGGGCAUUUGUCAUGCGAGAUAGGCAUCAAGAACCCCUCGAAAAAUCGGUGAUGCUACGGCAUGCAUCACAGACAUCAUCGCUUAUGCAAAACGUGCAUGACAAGUCUCAGAAUCUCCCAGACCCAGACAUUUUUGCAUUUGAUAGAACCGGCAGUAUUUCAAGAACACCAUGCUGUGCGAGGCCAACUGCAGCAACAUCUGCAAGUCCUACAUGGGGAACCUGUCCGGCGAGGGUGGAGCUGCGAGCCCGAAGACGCUGCAGCAAGCCUACCACCAGAACGAGAUUUUAUGCAUUGCAAAGAUGUCUGGGUCUGGAAGACUGCGAGAUUUCUCAUGCUAGUUUGGCAUGACUCUGAUGAACUCUGUAUUGCGUGGCCACGAAGACCUCCUCUUGUCUGUCAUGCAAAGACGAAUGUUUCUCAUGCAGAAUACGCAACACAGAGCCACGAGAAAAUCUUUCAUGCUUAGCGGUGCAUUAAAGAGCGCUUUCUGUUCACUGACAUGCAUCACAAGUUUCUAGACCCAGAUAUUUUUGCACUUGAUAGAUUUCCAUCGAUGACUACAUCAAGUCCAACGGGAAGAACAAUUCCUUGAUGCUAUCUUGAGUAAAAACGUCCCCACACCAGAGUCAAGAUGGGAAGGCUGCUAGACAAAUCAACCUGCUUUGGGUGUUUCGCAUGACAAGUCUGUCUUCUUAGUGUAGUCCUGUUUUAGGUAGGUCCGCAGCAUCACAGACCUAGCGUAUGAUGCUGAUUAUAGCAUCACAAAUUCCAAGGCGCGACUAGAAAAUGCUUCUCAUGGAGCUCCGCAUGAGAAACUUUUUUGGCUUGCUGAUUUGCAUGACAGCUCUGGGGUGGGGACGUUUUUAUUCAGAAUAGAUGCUCAAGUACGAGGAGUUUCUGAAACUCAUCCUGCCCCGCGAGGACAAGGGCAUCCGGAAUUUGGUCCUCUGCCGGCGCUACAACAGCUUCCAGCUGAAGAACUACGAGCUGGACCGGGAGGCCGGGUAUUUGUUCGUGCGGCUGUUAGAGUUGGAGUCCAACCUGUACGAGGAACUCACGAUCCGGAAGAAGCGGCUCUUGGAGUACGAGUGGCGGGAGAAUAAGAAGCACCUCCACCAACGGGCUUUCACCUGGCUGCAGUCGCAAUCCGCCGUCCCCGGGCAGGCGCACGUGUCGGUGCUCGGGGUUUGCCGCCUUCUGUGCGACGUGAAGCAGGUGCUGACAAGUAUCGAUGUGGAACGGCUGUUUCACCGGGUGAACAUCUCCAACACGGACAUGCUGUCUUACGUCGAGUGGGAGCGGUUUCUGCAGUCGGACGAGGCGGAACAGUAUCUGAAUGAGCUCUACAUUAAGUACUUCACCACCGUCUGUCCGGGGUGCGGCACGUUUUGCCAGCGGGAGGGCGGCGCCUGCAACAACGUCACCUGUUCGGUGUGUCGGACUACUUUCCGGUGCGACACGAAGACCGACUUCGCGCCGUCCGCGGAGUCGCCGGACAUGCCGGUGUUUGUGUCCCAAACCGUGAUUGGGCAAACGGCCUCGAAGUCGCUGAAAUCGAGAUCCGAGAAGGUGGCGAGUUCCAUGCAAACCCCCCGGACGACGAAGUCUUCCAAUUCGACGAACUUUGUUUCGUCUCGGACUGGAAGCGCGGCUGCGGGCAAUAACACGAGCAACCCUUCCAUCCGGAUUUCCAGCCUGGCCUCCACCGACAUGCGGGGCAAAUCGACGAAGCUGGACUACACGACCCUGAACCGCAACACGAGUUUGUCCUCCCCACGCGGCCGGACCAAGAAGCAGCAGGACUCGUUGGCCAACUACCGGGAAAAGCAGGUCUCCUACACGGCCAGCAUCAUGUCACCGCGAUCGUUCUCGCCGGCGGCUAGGACCACUGGAUCAACAAGUAGUACUGCUGUCGUGUCGCCGAAGAUGAUGAAGGCCGCCACCACCACGAAGGCCAACAGCGACCAAGUUCUGUUGAACAUGUCCAUGGGCAGCACGUAUCAAAUGCAAAAAUGUUUGCGUCUGGAAACUUGUGAUGUCAGUUUGUGAAUGGUGGGCGCAUAUCAAUAUGCAGCCACGCAUGACAAGUUAUUGAGCUCCCGUGUGUUUCGCAUUCCGCAUGACAAACUGCAUAUUUGCACGAUAGGGAAGAGCCUUUUUUCCUGCUCUGGCAUUACAGAUUUAAGAUUCAUGUGAGCCAAGCAUGACAAACUUGCUUUCUUCCAGACCCAGACAUAUUUGCAAUGCAUAGUACGAUGGCGCCGGCGGACUCGGACCAGGAUAUGUCGCCCAUUGCAUCGUACUUGAUUUUUUUGCACGACAGAAUAGUAGAAGUAGUGGAUUUUGUUUGCCAAUAUGAAUUUUUGCACGCGAUGAAAUCAUGAGUCUUACUUUUCCACCUCAUGAAUGUCGUGUCUGUAUAUUAUGUGUUUCUUCAGCAUGUAGGAAAUAAAUAUAUUUAUUUUUAGAGCAUCAACAUCAUCUACCUCUGCCAUGGAAUAAAUAGACUGAAUAAAUCAAAACACAACUGAAACACAGCACCUACACCCGCGUUCUGUCCUCUGCCAUGGCCUCGCCCGCGAGUCGCAAGGUGUCAAAUUGUGGCCCAAAAUUCUCGAGCACCGUGCGCCACAUGAACAACUCGACCACGUUGGACGAGGACGACUACUACGGUGCCAUAGAGAAGGACAACACUAGUUCCAAGCUGAACAACGGCAUGAACACCUACACCGCGGUAUUCCGAGUUAAAGCAUCUCCACCCCAGAGUUGUCUGUCAGGCGAAUUUGCAUGCCAAAAAAGUAUCUCAUGCAAAGCCCCAGGAGAAGCUUUUUGUUUUUCUAGUUGUGUUUUGGGAUUUGUGAUGCUGGAAAGAGCAUGAUAUGCUAGAGCUGUGAUGCUGCUGAAUUUUUAGUUACUCAGGAUCACACUACCAGGACAAACUUGUCAUGCGAAACAACCAAAGUUGGCCGUUUUGUCUAGCAGAUUUUCCAUCUUGGGGACGUUUUUACUCCGGAUACGCGGAUUUGAAGCGGAAACGGCAGAUGGAAAGCCUCUCCCUCGUGUUGGACGUGAUGUUCCAGCAAAUCGACCUGGACAACUACCUGGAGCAGGAGAAGGAGAAGCUGUGGCAGGACGGGAUCAACAUCGAGGCCGCCUUCCAGAUGCUCGACCGCUGCAACAAGAAGCACAUCGCGGACACGGACAUCUGGACCGUGAUGCACGGUUCGGAAUUCCAGGGCGGGGUCACGUUCGCGGGUGUGUGCGCGCUGUUUCGCGACCUGAAGGGCACGACGAACGCGGCGGCCGCAAAAGAGAAAAUCUUUGGGCAGCUGUCGUUGGCGGAGUUGACGCAAUUCCUGUUCCCCCGGCAGGCGGAGGAGUGGCAGAACGUGCAUUCGGACAUGACCGACGAGGAAACCAAGAACAUCCUGUGGGUGGUGCGCUCCACGAUCUCGUGUCCGGGAUGCGGUUUGAGGACGCAGAGAACGCAAGAAGGCUGUCCGCAGGUACUAUGAUUCGUUGUAUGUACGUUAGGAGGGUGUGUUGAAAAUAAGCAAGGAACGUCGAUUGAGAUUGAGUGGAGCUUCAUUCAAAAACCGAAAAUAUUCUCAAGUACAUCCUGCAGAUGCAGGUGAAUAUCAGAUGCAAAUAAUUUUGAGUGAAUUCGCUUUGGUGCGAUCAAGGAGGACUACAAUUGUGUACAAGAAAAUUAUCCAAUAUAUCACUUUAUCAGGUGACCUGUCCGUCUUGCCGCACGGCUUUCCGGUGCAACUUGAUCGGAGACGACCGCGACCACCAAUUCCGCCUGACCAUGACCCAACGGCACAAGCUGCGGAACUUUUUGAAGCUCAGCGUCGACUGCGCGUUGGAACAGGAAGAGUUGAAGAAGCAGCAUAUUCUGAGUAAAAACGUCCCCAUCUUCCCAGAGUUGUCAUGCAAAUGUGCAAUGAGAGGAAUCGAUUUGUAAUGCGCAGCUCCAUGAGAGGCGUUUUCAAUCGUGCUUUGGAAUUUGUAUUGCUGUAGUAAACAGGAGUAGAAAAAGAAAAUAGCUUUCUCCUGCGGCUUCCCUUGCCAACCAGCACUACACUGCAGAGGGAACAAAGAACUUGUCAUGCACAGCCCCCACAACUUGGAGGGUUGUGUUGCUAGAUUCCCAACUUGACUCUGGGGGGAGGACGUUUUUGCUUAGGAUGCAGCUCGCGUUCUCCGGUGAAUCCCUGUCGUCGCUCCUGCUGGACGCGUUCCUGCUGAUCUCCCAGGACAAGGGGUAUAUGAACAUGCAAGAUUUGAAACGCGCCGUCCUGUCCGAGAAGGCCAUUCGAGCCACCGACAUGGAGUUGCUCUGGACGAGGUACGCCCGCGGUGCCAGGAAGCUCGGGUUCGUCGAGUUUAGUGCCGGGCUGAAGCCGUUCGGACACAACUGAAACAGAGUGUAGAAGUACUUAAUAAAGUUUUUCUGGAAGAGUAAGAGAAAAUACUAUGUAGUUUUCGCUUCUAUGAAGGUAUGGUUUCGUACAAGAUGUACAAUAAGUGCUUGCAAACUCCUUACGGUGGAAUUGUUUACGGAAAUAUUUACGUAACUAUCGGGAAUGAAGCACAAUAUCAACUUUGAUGGUACUUACUGAUUUCACAGAUGAGGAGGUUUCCAUAGGUUGCAAAACAGAUAUAUCCAUAUCGUAAAGUCUCUCGCAUGGGAAGCAGUACACAUAUAGCAUAUGUUCAUAGAGUGAAAAAUUAAGGCGGAUAAAAAUAAUUUCUCAAAGUAAGUUUACCCAACUUCAGCAUGGCAAAGUUUAUUGUGCAAAAAUUAACUUUUACGUCAUCUACCACUCGACCAUCCUUCUAUCAGGAUUCUUCAGAAUCACUAAAAUUUUUACAAAUUUCAUUUUUCCCGUACCCCGGAUAGUGCAAGCAAAGUUGUAUUACCAUUUUAGAUGGAGACCAAUAUUACUGUCUACCCUCUUGCUCUUCUCGACUUCUCGAGUAGAACAGCUGCGAAGAAAUUAUCCUAAUCAGCAACUAGUUCAACUUCUACAACCGCCAACAUAAACAUUACCGUUCUUGUCCAUCGUGGACAAGAACGAUCGAAAUUAAGACUUACCAUAGUUUCCGUUUCAGAAAGAGAAAUCUACAUGUCAACAUAGGUUGCUAGGUUCCGCGAAGAUUUGUUGUCAUCAAAAAUCAAAAUGGCAGUGAGAACAAGCAGGGUUGAUUAGAUUCGGGAAUGAAUAUGGGAUCAAGAUCUUCAUGCGGUUCUUUCACAACACAGGUUAAUUUUGGAAAGCCAAAUUUGAUGGGAAGCGGAAGCUCGGAGGAGCAUUCUUUCGUAAAU